This is a messenger RNA of Megalobrama amblycephala (Wuchang bream), 1564 nucleotides long. RefSeq lists its product as uncharacterized. Gene Ontology annotation, molecular function: serine-type endopeptidase activity. The transcript has 6 exons. NCBI's taxonomy places the organism in Eukaryota, Metazoa, Chordata, Actinopteri, Cypriniformes, Xenocyprididae. Bases 62 to 997 code for a protein of 311 amino acids. The record is from RefSeq and is a predicted model, not a curated record. Gene Ontology annotation, biological process: proteolysis.
AUCUCAUUAGAGAGCUGAGGGUAGAGGUUACAGCAGUCAGAACACAGACCAGAGCAUUAGUAUGAAGUUUAACACAGCUUUGAGUGUUGCUGGAGCCUUACUUCUCAACAUAGCAGGUUCUCUCUGCCAGUUAGAUGUAUGUGGUCAAGCUCCCCUCAACAACAAGAUUGUUGGAGGACAAAAUGCAGCGGCAGGGUCCUGGCCGUGGCAAGUCAGCAUUCAAAGUGCCAGCUUUGGAGGCCAUUUUUGUGGCGGGAGUCUGAUUAAUAAAGACUGGGUUUUGUCUGCUGCUCACUGCUUCCAGAGUUCCUCCCUGGGUACCAUUGAGGUCUACCUAGGACUUCAGAGCCAAUCAGGCUCAAACCCUAAUCAGGUAUACAGGACAGCGAGUCAAGUCAUUAACCAUCCUUACUAUAACAAUCCUAGCGAUGACAACGACAUAGCCCUGCUCCAGCUCUCUUCCUCCGUGACUUUCUCUGAUUAUAUUAAGCCAGUCUGUUUGGCUGCUGCUGGUAGUACAUUUGCUGCAGGUUCAGAGAGCUGGGUCACUGGAUGGGGAGCGCUACAGUCUGGAGGCACAGCUCCUGACAUUCUGCAGGAGGUGAUGAUACCAAUUGUGAGCAACAGCGACUGUAAUAAUGCUUAUGGAGGUGGCAUCACAAGCAAUAUGAUGUGUGCUGGAUUGUUGAAUCAGGGAGGGAAAGAUGCAUGUCAGGGAGACUCUGGAGGUCCAAUGGUCAGUAGGAACGGCUCUCUGUGGAUUCAGUCUGGCAUUGUGAGUUUUGGUAUAGGAUGUGCUAACCCCAAAUAUCCUGGUGUGUACGCCCGAGUGUCUCGUUACCAGGACUGGAUCAACUCUUACAUGGAAAGCAACCAGCCUGGAUAUGUCUCCUUCACUUCCGAUGGAUUCAGAAGCUCACCUAACCUGCUUUUAUUUUCCAUUUCUCUCACAUUCUCCAUUAUUCCUUUCAUAUGCUCUGUGUUUCUCUCUUCAUAGAGAUUAUUUGAAUGACAACACUCAGGGUUCUUUGAUUAAAAAACAAAUGUACUGUACAAGUUCUCAUAUGUGAAGAGAGCAGGUAUAUUGUUAUAUUGUCAUUUCGUAUAUUUUUAAAUUAUAAAGAAUAAUCUUGGAAAGCUACUCUUAUGAUUGAGUUUUUACAUUUAAAGAUGGUGCACUAAUGAAGUAUGUGCAAGCAUGUGCCCACAGAAUGUUUGAAUAAUGAAGGUGCAAUUUAUGAUAUUUGGCCUUUGAGACACAUAAUUCUUUGAAGCUAAUUAUUUUCCUCACUUUGGGUCAGAACUGAUAUUUAGAGACUAUAUAAAAGACUACUGAAUUUAUUUUGACUAGUUGUAUUUCACUGCAAAUGCACUGAAGCCACUUUUGUAUUGGUAAUUAUUUACAAUAACACUCAAUCUGUCUGAAUAUCUGUAAUUAAAGCAUGUGUGCCUUGGAAUGAUCAGAGAUAUUGGUUAUUGAAAAUUAAAUGAUCUUUAAACAGUUACCAUGUUGUAGUCAGUUUAACAAAACUAUAGAUGUCCAUUUCCGCCUCAUGAUUUCUUG